Messenger RNA from Purpureocillium takamizusanense, 2972 nucleotides. RefSeq lists its product as uncharacterized. Gene Ontology annotation, molecular function: transcription cis-regulatory region binding; DNA-binding transcription factor activity, RNA polymerase II-specific; zinc ion binding. The record is from RefSeq and is a predicted model, not a curated record. The transcript is spliced from 4 exons. Gene Ontology annotation, biological process: regulation of DNA-templated transcription. Bases 116 to 2002 code for a protein of 628 amino acids. NCBI's taxonomy places the organism in Eukaryota, Fungi, Ascomycota, Sordariomycetes, Hypocreales, Ophiocordycipitaceae. Gene Ontology annotation, cellular component: nucleus.
UGUACAUGGGGUUCAAUGCCUUUCGCCCCCUUGGAGUCUCUUACUGAAAUCCGAGAUUUGAGGCCCUCGUCCAACGUCAGCCAUUUUAUCCGCCACGGUACCAGCCAGCGGGGUCAUGACCGACGGAACCAUGUCUACGGGAACGGGGUCGAGCAACGGCCUGCCCGCGGGCUAUGGCCGUUCGUGCACCAACUGCUCCAAGGCCAAGUGCAGGUGCAUACUGCGUUCUGAGGGUGGGAGCUGUGAGCGCUGCCACCGGCUCGGCAAGGAGUGCCACCAGAUCGCCGCCACCCGCAAGCGCACGUCCAAGAGGUCCACCAGCUCCAGGACGGCGCAGCUCGAGGAGAAGCUCGAGGACCUCGUCUCGAUCCUGCGGGCCACGCAAAAGGGCGACCAAAAUGUCCUAGAUGCAUACGCCUCGUCGACGACGACGACGAAGCCGUCGACAAAGGUCCACGCUUCCUCGAUGCCCCAUCUGUUCCCAACCAGCCGCCUCGACUCCCUAGCCGCUGCGGCAACAGCGGACACGCCGCCGCCGCCGUCGGCUCCGGAGCCUGCCAGCAAGUCUUUCUGCGUUGACACUGCGAUUCCAAGCAUUGGCAGCGAUGCGUACGUGCGCCCUGAGCCGACGCCGGCGGAGGCGGAGAUCUACAUUGGCAAGUUCCGCGACUGGCUCAGGAACUUUCCCUUUAUGCAUCUUCCCGACCAUGUCACGGCGGAUGCGCUACGUAAAGAGCGGCCGUUCCUGUGGACGUGCAUCAUGAACAUGACAUCAAUGUCCCUGCCGCAGCAGCAGAUCCUCAGGGACAAGGUUCGCCAGGAGCUUUCUGAUCGCAUGGUGUUCAACAACGAGCGAACCAUGGACGUUCUGCUGGGCCUGAUUGCAUACAUAAGCUGGGCCACCAUGAAUACCGGACCGGGCUCGAAACCCUUCCUCAUCCUGUACAGCCAACUAGCAGCCACCAUCCUCUAUGACAUGGGAUUGACGCGAAACCCGCAUGAGGAGCACAUGUCCGGCUUGUACCUGAAGGUUUGGAGUCUGCGGCCGACCCCGCCGCCCAAAGUCCGGACAAUGGAGGAGCGCAGAGCAGCCCUGGCGCUGUGGUAUCUCACCUCCGUGUGCACCUCGUUCAUUGGCAAGAUGGAGACGCUCCACUGGACAUCGCACAUGGAGGAGUCGCUAGAGACUCUGGAUCGUGAAAAGGAUCAGCCUCUCGAUGAGAUCCUGGUGGCGCUCGUCCGGACGCAACUCAUCAACGAAGAGGCGCAGAAGCUCCUGCGCCUUCAAGGCUGCGGUGACGACAGCCAGGGACCAACCCACAUCUACAAGCCGGGCCUGCUCAUGCGUCUUGAGGAGCUCCGUCGACGGCUCCCGCCGGCACUGCACUCGCACUAUGUUGUGCAGCUGCAGCUGUACGCCACAGAGGCCGAGGUCCACUCGGUUGCGCUCUUCACUGGCCAAGCGAUCCCGGAAGCCACGAGGAUCAGCAGCAUGUUCUCGUGCACCAAGGCAUCGGCGACCUGGUUCGAGUGGUUCUUUAGCGUACCGCUCAUGGAGGUGCCGGGCCUGCCUUUUAACGUCUACGUCAGCAUGUCCCACCUGCAGGCGAUUCUCUACCGGCUCACCACGUCGGAGGAUCCGGCGUGGGACAAGCAGGUCCUCCGCAACACGGCGGACCUUCUCGUGCUUCUGGACAAGACCAUUGACGUCUUCUGCAAGGUCGGAGAAGUGUACUGCCUGCGCACCGACGACAGCGACGGGACCGUCUUCCUCAAGGGCGCUAGGAUCCUGCGAAACGUGAGGAACUUUUGGGAGCCGGCGUUGGCUCAUAUAUUGAACAACAAUCUGCCGACCCCGACCAGCCAGACGAGUCAGCCGUUGAACGCCAUGCCGCCGUUGGAGCCGAAGAUGAUGAUGGACCCCAGCCACAUCAUUGGGCCGGGAUUCGACCUCAACGACAUGACGUGGAUGACGGAUAUUUUCGGGCCCUGGGAAACAUAAGGAUGUCCCCCGGUUUAUCAAUCGACGUAAUAGAAUGCAGCAGAAAGCGACCGCCGGUUUGCGCGGCCGUUGCGAGCGUCGCUCCGCCAGAGUGCGGAUGGUGAUCCUUCGCGCCCGCCGCUGGCGGGGCAGGAUAACCACCAGCAUGCAGCCAACCCUCCGCAUCUCGGUUUCGCAGGACUGGAGAAGGAUCGCCGUUGGCAAGAAAUUGCCAUUUCCGACGGAUUGGAGAGUAGGGCGUCGCUACGCAACGGAGCACCACUGUGGCAUUGCUACCGUGGAUGGGCCUCGCAAGCUGCGCCUUGUAUACGGCAGCGUUUCGCAGGACGACAGCAUUGCGCGGCCUAUUGGAUCUGUUUCCGCGGUCCUACUAAAUCUGUCUCACCGAGUGGCAGAUCUUCCGCCGAUUGAGCCGCAGCCUUUUGAGCUGUGGCCAGGGCGCCAAAGGCCCUCUGUUGUGUCGCAGCAUGGCACAGAUCGUCCCCGAAAAGGAGCUGGCAGCGAAGCGAUAAUCGUACUUUCAGCGACGGUUCCGGCUCGAAGGAAGGCUUCGGCGGCACGCCGGACCUCGCACUCAGAGAAGCUCCGCCAGCGUACGUCGAGAACCCUGCCGACGAUGCGGGGCUCACCUUCGGAAACGACGACGACGACAAGCACGCCGAGGGUGACGAGGAGGGCUACGUCACGGGGUGGAAGGAAGCUGUUUGGACUGAUGCUCGCCAUCACGAUGGCUUGUUUUCUGGUGCUGUUGGACAUGUCUGUCAUUGUCACACACUGUACGGAUACGCAGGCGUCACUCCACUUGUAUAGGGCUGCGAUGGAUGCUUUUAAGGCGAAGACAGUAGGGUGGAUAGGACGUGAUCGGUGGUUCGGUAGCAACGUCACGGGGGGCGAGUUAUUGGGCGAAAUAACUUCCGCCGUUCUAUGAUACGUACAUCGUAGAACGAUGAAAUUUAUUCGAAAUUUCCGG